GAAGCUAAGAGGGAUUUGGCCAUCGCUGCUCAGACGGUUUAUCUUCCCUGCUGAUGUCAAUAGUCUGUAGGAGAAAGAAAGUGUGAAGAAGGGAAGGAAAAAAGCUGGAGAAAAUCGGAUCAUAGUGGAGUGAAUGAUUGUGGCUUUGGGCAGAGCCUAGGUUGGUUACGCUCGUCUCACCUCCGUGGGAGAGGAUACUAUUAGCUUUAUUAGACAACAGAAAUCCACUGGAGUUGAUGGGAUGAUCGUGGCUGGUCAGCAGAACGUGCGUGGACCGGUUUGUUCAAUGGAUCUAGAGAUGGAAUUGGCUGAAACCGAUGAAGUUGUGGGGGAUGCCCGGGGCCAACAGGUGGCAGAGCGCCUCGGUCUGGGACACAACCUGGACCUGUCGGACACCAUGGUCCAACAAAAGCUGGAUGAGAUCAAGGAGCAGAUCCGCCGUGAGAUCCGUAAGGAACUAAAGAUCAAAGAGGGUGCAGAGAACCUGCGAAAGGUCACCACAGAUAAGAAGAGCCUGGCUUACGUUGACAACAUGCUGAAAAAAUCUAACAAGAAGGUCGAGGAGCUUCAUCAGGAGCUACAAGAACUUAACGCCCACAUUGUGGUAAAAGACCCCGAAGAAGUGCUAGAAUGCCCUUUAACACCAGGUACCCCUAACAGCGAAGCAAGAAUGUGCACCAGCAGCAACCGACUGGCGGCCUUAAAACGGCAGGUUGACAUUGAGCUAAAAGUCAAACAGGGCGCCGAGAACAUGAUUCAGAUGUACUCCAACGGGUCCUCCAAGGAUCGUAAGUUGCUAGCAGCCGCUCAGCAGAUGCUUCAGGACAGCAAGACGAAGAUUGAGUUCAUCAGGAUGCAGAUCCUCAAGGCCAGCCAGGCCAGCGAGCUGAGCUUUGAGAACAAUGAUGUGAUGGAAAAGCCCAUCAUCAGCCCUUUAGAUCUGCGGGUGGAGGAGCUGUGUCACCACGCCAAGAUAGAGGCUGCGGUAGCCGAGGGAGCCAAGAAUGUCAUGAAACUUCUGGGCUCUGGAAAAGUCACAGAAAAGAGGGCACAUUCAGAGGCCCAGGCUCGUUUCAAUGAGUCCAGUCAAAAGCUUGACCUUUUGCGAUAUUCUUUGGAGCAACGCCUCGCUGAGUUGCCUAAAAACCAUCCUCGCAGCAACAGCAUCAUAGAAGAGCUGUCCCUGCUGUCGUCACCAGCCCUCAGUCCCAGAUCCAGUAUCAUCUUCCCACAGUACAGCACCGUGACCAAGCCUGCAGCACUCACAGGCACAUUAGAUGUCAGGCUAAUGGGCUGUCAGGAUCUACUGGAAAAUGUCCCAGGUCGUUCCAAAGCUGCAUCUGUCCCGCUGCCUGGCUGGAGCCCCAGCGAGACCCGCUCGUCCUUCAUCAGCCGAGCAAACCGAAACCGCGGCGUGAGCUCAAGGAACUUAACCAAGAGCGAGGAACUCUCCAAUGAGAUCAGUGCAGUGUUGAAGCUGGACAACACAGUGGUAGGACAGACGAGCUGGAAACCAGUCAGCAAUCAGGCAUGGGACCAGAAGUUUACAUUGGAGCUGGACCGGUCCCGGGAGCUGGAGAUCGCUGUGUACUGGCGGGACUGGCGUUCACUCUGUGCUGUCAAGUUUCUGCGGCUGGAGGACUUCCUGGACAACCAACGUCAUGGAAUGUGUCUGUACCUGGAGCCACAGGGAAUGCUGUUUGCUGAGGUAACAUUUUUCAACCCUGUCAUAGAGAGACGACCAAAGUUGCAAAGACAAAAGAAGAUUUUCUCCAAACAGCAAGGUAAAACUUUUCUGCGAGCCCCUCAGAUGAACAUCAACAUCGCCACCUGGGGCCGUCUGGUUAGAAGAGCCAUACCAACCGUCAGCACAAACUCCUUCAGCCCACAGGCGGCUGAGACUGGAUCCAGCAGCCUGCCUGGUUCACCCACACCCAGCAGCGACCCGCUGGUGACCAAGCUGGACUUCGACAAAGAGCCCACUCCAGGGCCCAAACGUUACUCCAUACCCGAUGACAUCCGAGAACCACAAGUGCAUCACAGCGUUUCUGACAAGGGGGAAGUACAGGAUGCACUCGCCUCAUUUGACUUCCUCAACAAGAGAAUCAGCACGGUGAUGAAGCCAGAUAUGGAUGGAGUGGUGCACCAUGAGUUCCAGCAUCCAGACCUGGAGCUUACAGCCAUUCAGAAAGACACAGAGAUAAGGGAAGAAGAGCCGUUCCAAUUCAGUCUCCAAGACUUUAAAUGCGUGGCAGUCCUUGGACGGGGUCACUUUGGAAAGGUGCUUUUAGCAGAAUACAAAAGCACUGGAGAGAUGUUUGCCAUCAAAGCUCUAAAGAAAGGAGACAUUGUGGCUCGCGAUGAGGUCGACAGUCUGAUGUGCGAGAAGAGGAUCUUUGAAACGGUCAACAGCGUCCGUCACCCGUUCCUGGUCAACCUGUUUGCGUGUUUCCAGACGCAGGAGCACGUUUGCUUUGUGAUGGAGUACGCGGCUGGAGGCGACCUGAUGAUGCACAUCCACGCUGAUGUUUUCUCUGAGCCCAGGGCUGUGUUUUAUGCAGCCUGCGUUGUUUUGGGAUUACAGUUUUUACAUGACCAUAAGAUUGUGUACAGAGAUUUGAAGCUAGAUAACCUGCUCCUGGAUACAGAGGGCUAUGUAAAGAUUGCUGACUUUGGGCUUUGCAAAGAAGGAAUGGGUUUCAGGGAUCGCACCAGCACGUUUUGUGGCACACCAGAGUUUUUAGCUCCGGAGGUGUUAACUGAAACGUCGUACACCCGCGCCGUGGACUGGUGGGGCCUGGGCGUCCUCAUCUUUGAGAUGCUGGUUGGAGAGUCACCCUUCCCCGGUGAUGAUGAAGAGGAGGUAUUUGACAGUAUUGUCAACGAUGAAGUCCGCUAUCCACGGUUCCUCUCAACUGAGGCCAUCUCCAUCAUGAGGAGGCUUUUGAGGAGGAGCCCAGAAAGACGGCUGGGAGCAGGAGAAAAGGAUGCAGAGGAGGUUAAGAAACAUCUCUUCUUCAGGACCAUCGAUUGGACCGGGCUUUUGGCCAAGAAGGUGAAGCCGCCGUUCGUCCCGACCAUCCUGGGCUCCAGUGACGUCAGCAACUUCGACGAUGAAUUUACCUCAGAGGCUCCGAUCUUAACCCCGCCCAGGGAACCCCGAGUGCUGAACUCCGAGGAGCAAAACCUGUUCUCUGACUUUGAUUACAUCGCUGACUGGUGUUAGCUCCGCCUGAAAAACACACACACACACACACACACACACACACACUGUGAACCAAGCACAGCAAUGACUGUAGAUCCCAUUUUUUUGUUUGUUUUUUAAAUCCUUAAACAAGAACAGACAAACUCUUCCCUGCCCCUCAUGUUUGGGGAGGAGCUUUCGGGCAGAACUGUGUGCCAUUGAGAAGAAAGUCCAGAUGCCUCCUGAGGACACACACUUACUACUUCUUUUUCUUUUUUUUUAUAUCCACAUGAAGAACUUUUCUUUUUUUUUUUUUAAAGGAGAGGGGAAAAAGAAUGAAUUCUGUUGUUGGAGAGUGAAGCAGGCGGGAUGUCCUCCUGUACAGACUGCCAUCGUGUCCGUUGUCUGACCACUGAGAAUGUUUUCCACAUGAACUCUGAGAAAACGGCAACAUCACAGUCAUGCUAUUUAGAGUCACUGUUUUCAAUUUUCUUGAUCUGUACAGAUAAUAUUCAGUCGUAUAUUUUAUUGUUUUGUUUUGUUUUGGUUUUUUCGUUAGUCUCGAAGCCCUCGCCGUACCUUAUCUCACUGUAAAGUUCUGCAGCAAUCGCAUCUGAAAGUGGCGCUCAUUGAAUUUGAAGUGCUUAAAGCAUCGUCACUGAAUAGUCAACAACAACAAAACAUCUUGACGACUACUACUACUACUGCUUCUUGACUUGAAAACAAGUAAGAGUAUUCACUACAUAUUAUUUUGGGUCUAGCGGUCCAGUUUACCUCCUUUUCCUCCCAGCGUGUCCACCUGAAGCUUCCAUGUCUUACACACCGCCCAAACUGGUAAAUGAAUUACUGUUUAUUUUGAGCCGAGUUCAUUAAAAUGCCCUUUGGCUGGGGAAAAAAAUGAUGAAAAACACUAAAAUUAUCUUGUCUGGUGCCCUCUAGUGGCCUCGCUGCUUUUAGUGACCAGCUGUGGAGUUGAUACAGUAUCCAGUCGAGCAUCACGAUCAAACCAUAACAUUAUAUGACCGCUGGUUUUGCGCUUUGAUUCCUUCAUGUCCUUACAGAACAACCAUGUGUUGGACUUGACUUCUUCUUUCUUUUACCUCAGUAAAGACACUAAAGCGUCUCGCCCAGUUACAGCUACCGAAACCAAACUCAUCCUGUCCUCCUCGGGAGUAGCAGAGGAGCGGCUCUCUGUAGUUUAAACAAUCUGACACACUGAAAGUUUACAUAAAGGCAGAUUUAAUGAGGUGGUUUUGUGCAGAAGUCGGUGUCCUCAGCUGUUGCUUUGGAAAUGAGGCUACAAAGCUCAUAGUAACUUCAGGUCUCCAUCCAGAAGCCAUUUGAAAGCUUCCUGUUGUUCAGGUUACAUGUUGUAGCUGACAUAGGGGGCACGGCACUCUGUUAGUGUGGCUGUUCUGUAUAAACUGACUCAAAUGUUGCAGACCUGUUUAUGAAUCACUACAGGGGGAGGGCAGGGUAUAUUUUAUAUAAAUAUAUAUACAUACUGUAUGUAUACAAUUAAGCUGAAAGCACUAAUUUUAUCAAUAGUUUUUAAUUAUCAAUGUUUCUUAAUGAAAAUAGAUUGUACAAAGUGUUUGUUUUUUAUUCUUUUGCUUGUGCAUGUUGUUGCCAGAACAGAUGAACUUUAUGGAUGGUACACCAAGUACUCACAGCAGUUGCUCUUCAUCCUCCGGUGUAAAAAGACAAAGAAAAUCAAAGGCAUUGUUGCAGUCAUUGUUUGUUGCCCAUCACGAAUGCACAAAUUAAACAUUUGUAACAGUGA
Messenger RNA from Pundamilia nyererei, 4967 nucleotides. It is a transcript of the gene pkn2a, whose product is annotated as protein kinase N2a. Bases 242 to 3226 code for a protein of 994 amino acids. The transcript has 23 exons. Gene Ontology annotation, molecular function: ATP binding; small GTPase binding; protein serine/threonine kinase activity. The record is from RefSeq and is a predicted model, not a curated record. Gene Ontology annotation, biological process: protein phosphorylation; signal transduction. NCBI's taxonomy places the organism in Eukaryota, Metazoa, Chordata, Actinopteri, Cichliformes, Cichlidae.